Dictyostelium discoideum AX4 is the source of this 1053-nucleotide messenger RNA. Its product is annotated as paramecium surface antigen repeat-containing protein. NCBI's taxonomy places the organism in Eukaryota, Evosea, Eumycetozoa, Dictyosteliales, Dictyosteliaceae. The transcript is spliced from 3 exons. Bases 1 to 1053 code for a protein of 350 amino acids. The record is from RefSeq and is a predicted model, not a curated record.
AUGAAAGUGUUAAUUCUUGUAUUAUUACUAUUAUCAUUGAGUGGAGUUUUCACUGGAUACACCCCACAAUGCAGUUCAUGUUAUUCUGAAGGUCAAAGAUGUAUGAUAUUAGAUACAAAUUCAGGAACUUAUAAAAAUGGUGGAGAAUGUAAUGAUGGAUUAGUAUGUGCAGCUAAAAAUAAAGGCGAAGAUGAAAAGAAUUGGAUAUGUAUGAAACCAAUUGAAUUGAAUGGAGUUUGUGCAGGUGAGAGUUCAUGUGUAAUUGGAUUAACAUGUGAUCCAGUUGAAUUUAAAUGUUUAAAUUCUAGAUUCGCACAAAUCGGUGAAAAAUGUUCAAAAGAUACAGACUGUUCUGGAACAUUAGCAUCUUGUACUAAUAAUAUUUGUAAAUCAGAAUCAAGUGGUAAAUGUGAUGAUGCAUCAGAUUGUGAAUAUGGCUCAACUUGUAGUAACAGUUUAUGUGUACCAUUACGUAAACAAGGUGAAUCAUGUGAUUCAAUGAAAGGUGAAACAUGCAUUUACGGCCUCUCCUGUCUCUCCAACUCUACCUGUGGUCCAUUAUUCUCAAAACCAUUAGGUGCAUCAUGUCUAAUGGAUGAUGAUUGUAAUCAACCUGAAAAUUUAUAUUGUUCACAAAAAUCACAUUUAUGUGAAGAAUAUGUUCAACCAAAACAACCAACAACAAAUUGUAGUUUAACUGAAAAUUCAUGUGACCAAUUCCAUGAAUGCUCAUGUGAUGGUAAAUGUUACCAAAGUUCACCAUUCCCAACCCAAGUUACAAGUGGUAUGCAACCAUUAGUUAAUUGUGUUUUAAAGAAUAAAUGUACAUGGGUAACAAACUUUUUCUCAUCUGAUAGUUGUAUAACUAAAAAUUGUGCUUCUGAACUUUGUAAAUAUAAUGGUGUCACAAUUAUGAAUAAUGCUUUAACAUGUGGUAAUAAUCAUCAAUCAAAUAUUUAUUGUGCUGAUUCAAAUUCAGUUUCAAGAAUUAAUAUUAACAAUUCAAUGUUAUUAUUAUUAUUAUUAUCUAUUUUAUUAAUUUUUAAUUUUUAA